GUAAAAUCAGUCUUAAAGAAUAUUGUGAGCCGACUACACGAUUUAAGCUGCGUUACCAUGAAGAAUUAUUUACUCUCUGUUUUAUUAUAUUCAGCAAUCUUUUGUGUUGUCCUUACAAGUGAAAAUUAUGUUUGUCCAAAAAUAAAAUCUAAACAACAAUGGGAAGGUGUUACAGCUAAAAAAGUUUCAAAUCAAACUGCACCCAUUCCACUUGUGAUAAUUCACCACACUGUAUCGAAUGCGUGUGAAUCCUUUAUAGAAUGUGUACCUAUCUUACAAAAUAUUCAAAGCUAUCAUAUUUUGAAAAAAGGUUUCAAUGACAUUGGAUACAACUUCCUGAUUGGAAAUGAUGGCCUAAUUUAUGAGGGAUGUGGAUGGAAUAUAGUAGGAAACCAUACUCGAGGUUAUAAUCUAAAUUCUUUAGGCGUAGCAUUUAUUGGAAAUUUUACAAGUCACCUUCCUUCACCAAAUGCAUUUAAUUCAUUAAAAAAUCUUCUACGAUGUGGUGUUAACUUAGGUGAGCUAAGUCCAAACUAUAAAAUACUAGCUGCUCGCCAAGUUUCAAAUACAAUAAGCCCUGGCCUACCAAUAUUUGGAGAAAUUCAAGAAUGGGACAAUUGGUUACAGGGUACAUACUUUGAAAAGUAUGCAAUUUCAAAUUGAUAAAAUGAGAGUAAAUUGUAAACAUAAAUUAAAUAAAAAAUAAAUA
Episyrphus balteatus (marmalade hoverfly) is the source of this 709-nucleotide messenger RNA. RefSeq names its product peptidoglycan-recognition protein SA-like. Lineage: Eukaryota; Metazoa; Arthropoda; Insecta; Diptera; Syrphidae. The transcript has 4 exons. The record is from RefSeq and is a predicted model, not a curated record. Gene Ontology annotation, molecular function: zinc ion binding; N-acetylmuramoyl-L-alanine amidase activity; peptidoglycan binding. Gene Ontology annotation, biological process: peptidoglycan catabolic process; innate immune response. The coding region runs from base 58 to 663 and encodes 201 amino acids.